Molecule: messenger RNA, 234 nt
Organism: Cryptosporidium ubiquitum
Lineage: Eukaryota; Apicomplexa; Conoidasida; Eucoccidiorida; Cryptosporidiidae
Exons: 1
Coding region: 1-234 (77 amino acids)
Source: RefSeq, a predicted model, not a curated record
AUGGUCACUCUUGGGUUCUACACAUCUCAUACGCAGUCAAGGAGACGCAGGAAAGAACGGUCACGACCGGGCCGAACAUGUACGCAGGGCACCCCCCAGUCGGUCCCACAGACUCGGGUGCGAACCAAGGAGGCAAGCGUAAGCCUAGCUCUACUUUUAAAUGAUACAUUGGUUUUAUUGGAAGGAUGGGGUUUGACCCGUGAAGGUCAGAGGGUAUGCUGCACAAGUCGGUAG